Molecule: messenger RNA, 1944 nt
Organism: Brassica rapa (field mustard)
Lineage: Eukaryota; Viridiplantae; Streptophyta; Magnoliopsida; Brassicales; Brassicaceae
Product: B-box zinc finger protein 19
Biological process (GO): regulation of DNA-templated transcription; photomorphogenesis
Cellular component (GO): nucleus
Molecular function (GO): zinc ion binding
Source: RefSeq, a predicted model, not a curated record
AAUAAAAAGAUAGUGAACAAAUCUUAAGCAAAUCUAACAUAGUGACUCAGAUCUUAGUUAAAUCUGAAUAUGGGUAAGGAAGAAAAGCAACUUGAAAUGAUGGCCACAAAAAGAGUUUUGAGAGCUACUUUCAACUACUUCUCGACCACCAGUUUUAAAUGGCUUGGUGACAUUUGGCCCCACCCACCAUUUUGUCUUUCUUUUCCUCUUGUGGCUCUUAUUUUUUUCAAUUUUUUCAUUUAUAAAAAAAUAGCCACACGUCCUAAAUCUAUUGCAUCUUUACAGCAAGUUGAGAUAAAAUAUUCAUCAUAUAAUUAUAAGUACUGUAACUAAAGUAUAAACCAUAAUAUAAUGUACUAACUGAAUGACAAUAAAACUUAUCACGGAGAGUGUGAUUCACCUAAUAAAAGGGAAGGAAACAGAAGGCGAGUCUGCUUCAGGGGGACACGUCAAUGACCUUCCAGAUGGCAUAGAGUCUUUUGUCUUGGGGUCCCCAUCUAUCUAAUCUAGCUAAUCUUCUUUUUGUCUCUCUAAAUGGACUUUUAACAAACACUAUUACAAUCAAAUGUUUGUACACAUUUACACUAUUACAAUCUUGUUAGGCGCUUACUAUUUCUAUAAUGAUAUUUCCAAAUAUCAUAUUUGGACUAUUAAAUGGUGAUUGUUAGUAUUUGUUAAAAAAUCCAUUUAUAGAAAUCGUGAAGACAGAAAAUCAUUCUCUUUAACAAACAUUAUUACACUCUUGUUAGGCGAUUACUAUUUCUAUAAUUUUUGUACUUCAAGAAAAUUUGACAAUUACUAAAAGCAGUAAGUAAUAAACAGUUGAAAUUCAUGGCGCGUGGGAUUUGGUUCUGUCUCUUCAGGCUUCUCCUCCAUCGUAGAAAGGAUAUAAAAGGAGGGAUAAAAUAUUCGUAUAAGUUUCUUUCUUUUCUCCUCCUCCAUCUUCUUCUUCUUCCUUGAUUGAUACCAACGUGUUAUCCUUAUCCCAUCCCUUAACCCGCUUCUUCAUUAACUAAUCAGACCACUUCAUCUCUAUCAAUCGUAACCUGUGCUCUGUAGUCUGUAUUGAAGGUGUGAUUCAUUGUAGAGCGAGAAAACGACUGUUGGAGCCUAAAGAUGCGGAUUUUGUGCGAUGCAUGCGAGAACGCAGCCGCUAUCGUCUUCUGCGCCGCCGAUGAAGCUGCCCUUUGCCGCCCCUGCGAUGAAAAAGGAAUGGUUUUGUCUCCAAAGUAUGUAUUUACUAUUUAGCAUAGCUUGUGGAGAAAGAAUAUAGCUCUUUGUCCUUACAUCAGUUAGGUGACUCUUAAUAAGGGUACAUAUGUGCAAUAAGCUAGCUAGUCGGCAUGUACGUGUAGGUUUAGCCGAACCAAGCAAUGCCCCUUGCUGUGAUAUUUGCGAAAAUGCACCUGCCUUCUUUUACUGUGAGAUAGACGGUAGUUCGCUUUGUCUGCAAUGUGACAUGGUAGUACAUGUUGGUGGCAAGCGAACGCACGGGCGGUUUCUUUUGCUCAGACAGAGGAUAGAGUUUCCAGGGGACAAGCCUAAACAAAACAAUACGAGAGACAAUAUGCAAAACCAAAGAGUCUCUGCAAGUGCAAACGGUGAAGCUAAUGGCAAGACUGACGAUGAAAUGAUUGAUCUAAAUGCUAACCCGCAGAGAGUACAUGAGCCAUCAUCAAAUAACCAAGGUAUCGAUGUUAAUAACACGAACAAUCACGAGUCCGCAGGUGUUGGACCCUUUAAACGAGAGUCUGAGAAGUGAUAAGGGUUUGGUUCUUGCGAAACUUUAUUGUUGAAGAAAGAAGAAAGGCCUGUCUUGUUUGUGAAUUAUCUUAGUUUAAAGGAAAGGGCUCACAUGAAUGUAUAAGCUUAUAUAAUCUGAAAUUUCUCAGUAACUUAUUUAUUUUCAUUUUUUCUUAUUAUUAAAACUAUUUUGGAAUAUUA